This is a messenger RNA of Culex quinquefasciatus (southern house mosquito), 3474 nucleotides long. RefSeq lists its product as uncharacterized. NCBI's taxonomy places the organism in Eukaryota, Metazoa, Arthropoda, Insecta, Diptera, Culicidae. Bases 1 to 3474 code for a protein of 1157 amino acids. Gene Ontology annotation, biological process: DNA integration. The record is from RefSeq and is a predicted model, not a curated record. Gene Ontology annotation, molecular function: nucleic acid binding; zinc ion binding. The transcript has a single exon.
AUGACACUCGCCGAAACCGUCGAGAUGGGCCGUUCCCUCGAAACCAUCGCGAAGCACAGGAAGAACAACAGUGUGAAACCGGUGGAAGUGAACAAAGUGCAAAAAGCAUCCGGUUCGUCCGCCAAGGGAGAGUGUUACCGUUGCGGUAGACCAGGACAUUUUGCCAACGACAACACUUGCCCUGCGAUCGAACGGAAGUGCAACCGCUGUGGACUGAAGGGACACUUCGAGACGCGGUGCAAGACAAAAACGCCGAGGAAGAAGACCCGUGACGACAACCGGUUGCGGCAAGUGAAGGAAGAUCCGCGGCUAGCGGACUCGGACGACUCUGAUGAUGUGGAGUACGAAAGUGAGGUGUCGGACGAUGAGUGCGUUAAAUACGUGUUUGCUGCCGAACCUGACUGCGGAGAGAAAGUGAUUUGUGAAGUGGGUGGAGUGAAGAUUGAGUGGGUGGUGGACUCCGGUGCCGGAGUUAAUGUGAUUAACCGGGGUACGUGGGAGCAUUUGAAGAAAAACAAAGUGCGCGUUAAGUCCCAGACGACCGAGGUGAAGAAGUCACUGAAAGCGUACGGUGGCCACGCCCUCAACGUAGCUGGAGUAUUUUCGACCGACGUGGCAACCAAGCAGAAGGUAGCGGAAGCGCAGAUCUACGUUGUAGAGAACGGGACGUGCUGCCUGCUCGGUCGUAAGACAGCGACAGAGUUGGGCAUUCUGAACAUCAACACGGCUGUAUGGGCCGUCCAAGGAGCUGACGAACGAAUCGGCAAAAUCAAAGGUGUCGUCGCGAGAAUCCAGGUCAACCCCGAGGUGAAGCCAGUGCAGCAGACACAGUGCCACGUACCAAUACCGUUGCGAGAGAGGACCGAGAAGGAGAUCCAAAGAUUGCUGAGCCAGGAUGUAAUCGAGGAAGCUCCACGGGACUCGCCGUGGAUUUCAAGGUUGGUCGUCAGACCCAAGGUAGGAGAACCUUCCGCAGUGCGACUAUGCGUCGACAUGCGAGACGCAAACCAGGCCAUUGUACCGCAGCACUACCCGCUGCCGACAUUCGACAGCAUCGUGCCACACCUCCACAACUGUAAGUGGUUCUCCAAGAUCGAUCUAAACAAAGCCUUCCACCAAGUCGAACUAGCGGAGGACUCCCGAGAGAUCACGACGUUUGCUGCUCACAAUGGUUAUUUCCGGUACAAGAGGUUGAUGUUUGGGCUGAGCUGUGCGUCCGAGGUAUUUCAAGGCAUUAUCGAGCGGAUGUUGACAGGAUUGCCUGGAGUUAAAGCGUUCAUCGACGACAUUCUCGUUUUCGCGGCCACGAAAAAGGAACACGACGAAAUCCUUCGAGCAGUCCUCGACAGACUCAAGUCCUGUGGCGUGACGAUCAACAGUCGCAAGUGUGAGUUCGGGAAAAACGAGGUUGUCUUCAUGGGUCACAGACUGUCAGCAGAAGGAAUCAGCCCUACCGAGGACAAAGUGGAGACCAUCAAGCGCUGCCGUGACCCGCAAACCUCGGAAGAAUUGCGCAGCUUUCUCGGGCUAGUCAACUACCUGGGAAAGUUUAUUCCCGACCUGGCCACCCUAACUACACCGCUGCGUUCGCUUCUGCGGAAGCAAACACGGUUCACGUGGGGCAAGGAGCAGAAGGCAGCGUUCAGCAAGAUCAAGGCCGUCCUCUCGCACCCAAAGAACCUGGGAUUCUACUCGCCGCUCGACAAGACAAUCGUCAUCGCCGACGCCAGUCCAACUGGCCUGGGGGCAGUGUUGCUGCAGGAGAAGGACAACAUCAAGAGGGUCAUCUGCUACAUAAGCAAGGGACUCUCAGACACCGAACAGAAUUACGCGCAAAAUGAAAAGGAAGCCCUUGCCUUGGUGUGGUCCGUGGAGCGGCUGGAGAUGUAUCUCAGAGGGCUGCGGUUCUACCUGUUAACAGACCAUCAACCGCUCAAAGUUCUGUUCGGUACCAAGCAGAAACCCUGCAGACGGAUCGAAAGAUGGGCCCUACGGUUGCAAUCCUUCCGGUUCAGAAUCGUGCACAUCGCUGGAAAAGCAAACAUUGCCGACCCUCUGUCACGGCUGCCCGAAUUCCAGGAGUGCACUACGUACGACGAGUACGGAGAAUCCAUGCUGUUGGCGAUCGUGGAAACGGCAAGGCCGGAAGCGCUUACGAUGGGAGACAUCGUGAACUAUACUCUGAAGGACGAAGAAUUAGCAGCUGUUAAGAAAGCGUUGAUUUCCGGUCAGUGGACUGAUGCGAUCAAGCGCUACGUGCCCUUCAGAAACGAGCUGAUGGCAGUGAACGAGAUAGUAGUCAGAGGAGAGCGGUUGGUGAUCCCAAAGAACCUCCGAAAGAAAGUCUUGGAGAUCGCGCAUAUCGGACACCCUGGUAUCGAACGUACCAAACAGCGUCUGCGAGCUAAAGUAUGGUGGCCAAACCUGGACAAAGACGCCGAAACUCUAGUACGUUCAUGCCUAGACUGCCAGAUCGUCGGACAACCUGGACCAGCGGAACCUCUCAAAAUACGUGAACUGCCACAAGGACCCUGGAGCUACCUCAGCAUGGACAUGCUGGGACCCCUGCCAUCAGGUGAAUCACUCUUGGUUGUGAUAGAUCUGUACAGCCGUUUCCGUGUCGUGGAGGUUCUCCGACAAACAACAACGACGGAUAUCCUGAAGAAGCUCAAACCGCUGUUCAUGAGGCUCGGUUUCCCGGACACGCUGUUGACGGACAACGCAACGAACUUCUCAAGCCGAGAGAUGAUGGAGUUCUGCAACCUGUACGGCAUCUCACUGCGGCACUCGACUCCGUACUGGCCUCAAGCCAACGGAGAAACGGAAAGGCAAAAUCGGCACAUCUUGAAAACUCUGCGAAUUGCUGCUCACAAAGGGACCGACUGGAAGAGUGAUUUGGACGAGGCAAACUAUGUCUACUCUCUAACACCACAUCCAGCAACAGGCCGCUCUCCGGCUGAACUUGCUUUCGGGAGGAAGUUCAAAGACUGGAUCCCGCAGUUCGGCGCCAGGGACGUGGUCGAGGAUGGAGAAAUACGGGACAGGGAUCACUCGUAUCGAACAGUAGCCAAAGAAUACUACGACAAGCGGCACAACGUGCGCGAAGACACAGUAGCCGAGGGAGACGUGGUGCUGAUGAAGAACCAGACGAAGCAGAACAAGUUAUCCACGCCAUUCAUGCCGGGACCGGGGACAGUGAUCAAGAAGGAAGGAAACAGCGUGGUCGUUGAAACACCUGACGGGAUCCGGUACAGACGAAAUUCGUCUCACGUUAAAAAGAUUCCGGCUCACCCUACAACCCACGAAGAAAUCGAGGAUGACGACGCCGAACCAACGUGGGCCACACCGGAACCGUUGGCGCCUGCUGCGGUCACGACAACACAAGGAGAAGCCGCGGGCAGACCACAGCGAACCAUUCGGCGACCGCUGAGAUUCGAUGAUUACGAUCUGGAGCUUGGACAGGGCGGACACUAA